CUUUUCUCCAUGCUUCUUCGAACCAGCACAUACCCACAGCAGAUGGAAUCAGAGGGAAAUACCCUUCAUCCAUUUCUUGUUCCUUUUGCUUUCUAAUCGAACUACUUCUUAAUCAUUUGAGGAAUUUGAAAAAAUUAGGGUUCUCAAUCUAAUGGAUAUAUCCAACUCAAAGCUGCUGCCUCCGGCAACCAUUCCCGACGAUCUCAUUGCCAAAAUCCUAUUGCUUCUUAGCUUCAAAACCAUCGUGCAACUCAAAUGCGUAAGCAAAUCAUGGAACACUCUCAUCUCAGAUCCAACCUUUGUCCAAAAACACCUUAACAAAUCCUCACAAAAACCACACCUCAUACUCACACCACCAACUAGGCAAUACCCUAUGAGUAGUAUCAAAUCAUUCCCCGUGAGUCGUUUACUCGAGACUCCGCCGAUCACUGUUUCCGGUGACAGUUGUCAUGGUUCAAUGAACUACUGUAAGGUUGUUGGUUCUUGCAAUGGAUUGCUCUGCUUGCUUUUUCAAUCUCGCUGUAAGACAAACAAAGGUUUGUUUCGGAAAUUCUCAUUUUGUUUAUGGAACCCUGCCAUGAGAACAAUGUCUCAAAAAUUAGGGACAUUUUACGACCCUAAUCCUUUAUGUGACUCUAAAUCUCCUAUUUUCACUUACGAUCUCACUUACAAGUUUGCUUUUGGAUGUGAUAUUUCAACUGGAGAUUACAAGGUGGUUGCCCUGCGUAAGGCGGCGGUUAUUGGUGAAGGAAAUGAUGGAUGGAAAAGUCAGGUUAGAGUGUACAAUUUUUGUGUUAAUUUUUGGAGAAAUGUUCCGAAAUGCCCUUUGACUCCUCUUUGUCUAAUGGUCUAUAACAAUGAUCGAACUAGUAAUGGUCUGUAUUUCUAUGGUACUGUUAACUGGUUGGCUCUUUCCAAUCACAUAUGGCCAUGGUUUUAUGAAGAUAAUGUUUGGAAGUGUGUUGCUAAUGCUAAGCAAUUUAUGAUUGUUUCACUUGAUCUUUCGACUGAGACAUACACACAGAUUUCGCCGCCUCUAGGUUUUGAUGAGGUGCCACGCUUUAGUCCAAACCUUCAUGUUAUGAUGGAUUGCCUUUGCUUUUCGCAUGAUUUCAAGGGAAUCGAAUUUGUUAUAUGGCAGAUGAAAGAGUUUGGAGUUCAGGAGUCUUGGACUCGGUUAUUUAGAAUUGACUACUUCAGAAUUUAUCAUGACUUGGAUUUCAAUGGAUGCAGUCAAUUUGGUACUCCGUUGCUCCCAUUGUACCUUUCUAAGAAUGGAGAUACACUGAUAUUGGCAAAUUAUGAAGAUGACCGAGCAAUUAUCUAUAAUCGGAGAGAUCAAAGAGUAGAGAUAGAGAGAAUUAGAAUUUCCAACAAACUAUUUUGGUUUUCUGCCAUGGAUUACGUUGAAAGCUUGGUUUCACCUCCUUGGAAGUCUGCAACCCCGACUCCAAGCACAUCCUUUCCACAUGACAGUAUGGUAGGAAAGUCUAUCCUAAUAGAGGAUGAUAGUGAAAUUGGAGACACAGUUGAAGAUAGUAGUGAGGAAGACGAAGGGUCUUUCUUAUAUUUGGAUGAACUAAGUUACAGUGAGUCCGAGGAUGAACUAAGCAAGUGACAGUGAGUCUGAUGUUGAUGGAUGUACUAUGUAGUCUGACUAUCUUGUAAUUUUGUUUUAUUUUUCUUGCAUGCCGAAUUUGAGGUUUUAUUAUAAUUAUUUAGGCCUUUCAAAAACAAAAGAUUAUGUAGUUUUUAUCUUAGUUGCUGCUCACAUUGUGUUGAUUUUC
This is a messenger RNA of Trifolium pratense (red clover), 1787 nucleotides long. Its product is annotated as F-box/kelch-repeat protein At3g23880-like. The transcript is spliced from 3 exons. NCBI's taxonomy places the organism in Eukaryota, Viridiplantae, Streptophyta, Magnoliopsida, Fabales, Fabaceae. The coding region runs from base 152 to 1618 and encodes 488 amino acids. The record is from RefSeq and is a predicted model, not a curated record. Gene Ontology annotation, molecular function: protein binding.